Trichoderma asperellum CBS 433.97 is the source of this 1239-nucleotide messenger RNA. Lineage: Eukaryota; Fungi; Ascomycota; Sordariomycetes; Hypocreales; Hypocreaceae. The record is from RefSeq and is a predicted model, not a curated record.
ACCGGCUUCCAGAUCUUCCGUGAGCAGGAGGUAGACUCGAUGAACAUACCAUAUCCCCAGACAUGUCGCACUGCCCUAACACAAACUGUCGAAUGUGACGACUAUGUUGAAGGCUAUGCUAUCAUGGGCUACCCAGGAUCUUUUGAUAACAAAUCACUCGCCGAUUCUGUGUGCGAUCCUAUAUGUGACAAGAGUCUUAAGAGCUGGUUCGACAAUGUACAAGAGAACUGUGCUGGGUUUACUGAUGAGGACAACAUCCCGCUCACUCUGCUUGGUGGACAUAUGUGGGCAAGUCUGAAUGCCACCUGUUUGAAAGACCCAAAUUCGCCCAAUCUCUCAGGAUACUGUAAUUUAGAUACAAUUGACGGAUUCUAUCGAGCUGCAACCAUCCAAGACAUGCCUGUAAAUGAGGUGUGUUCGUUCUGCUUUAUGGGAAUCAGAUCGAUAAUGCAAAGCUCAGCCUACUCGGCUUAUGACAAGGUUUAUCAAGCUGAGCUUGACUAUAUCAACACCAAGUGCCGGAAAGUUUACCACACCGAUACUAAACCCUCGCUUUUUUCUCCACCGCUAGAUACUCCUUGUCCUGCCGAGCAGGCGUAUGUCACGAAACAGGGGCACAGUUGCGACAGCAUUGCAUUGCAGCAUUCAGUGUCAUCGGCAGCAAUAUUCAUGGGCAACAAUCUCAUCAUCGCUAAUUGCAGCAGCAUUCCAUCCACUGUAACACUAUGCCUUCCUUCUCCCUGCGGAUCUACCUAUAUUGUCCAGCAAAACGAUACUUGCACCAGUAUUGAACGCAGCCACCUCCACACAUUGAACACUACAAGCGGUGACGUUCGCAAGUAUAACCCGUGGGUCGAUCAGGCCUGCAUGAGCCUCUGGAAUGCAAGCGAUAUAGCUUACGGUCACGUCAUAUGCCCAUAUCCACAGAAUAGGCAGCAUUCGUCGAACGCUUCCACCGUGGCACAAAACAACAAACAAAUUGGAUACGCCUACACGUUGCCCGUUGCGCCCCCAACAAAUGCCACUAUCGCAAAGGGCACAACCGACAGAUGUGGAGCCUGGUAUACCGCAGUGCAAGAUGAUACGUGUGUGGCUAUAACUCUCAGAGGGCCAACUACCAUUGAUAUCUUCUUCUCUGUGAACCCGUCACUUGGAACUGAUGCAUUCCAAUGUGAUGGCAAGCUAGUUGUUGGAACCACAUACUGUCUAUUACCAGUCUACAAUUGGGAUUACUACUAA